Molecule: messenger RNA, 497 nt
Organism: Aspergillus welwitschiae
Lineage: Eukaryota; Fungi; Ascomycota; Eurotiomycetes; Eurotiales; Aspergillaceae
Exons: 1
Coding region: 91-339 (82 amino acids)
Source: RefSeq, a predicted model, not a curated record
UAUCUCAGUAGUGAAGCCCUGUAUUAUGACUUCUUUACCGAGUUGCUUAUUGACUUGAAUUCGAUCUAUUUUCUUACAAUCUCUGAUAACAUGCCAGACUACUUCUAUCUCCGCAAGAUAUUCCGCGAUCUGUUCGUCCGCAAAUCUUUCAAGUAUGACUUUGUUUUAAUUGGACUGCUUACUAGUAUCAGAAGAGUACUGCUAUGGUUUUGGAUAUCAACAAAAGGGAUAAGGAUACUAGAGAGCAGCAGUGCUGUGCUGUCAGGAUGUUACUGCUGCGGUGUCUAUGGGCAUCCCCGGUGCCGCCAAGACUGGUGUCAUCGCGAGCCAGCGCCAUAAGGUUAUCAGACGUGGAAUUUGUUGGAAAUAAUUAUUGAACUUUCAUGAAAGGGGAAGGUAUGGAGAGCAUAAUCACGCCGACUUAUUUAUUGCAGGCCUUGAGAAUGGAUUCAUACACAUCGUAAGACGCUAGAUACGGUAAAUGGAAUACCAUAAGG